AUGGGUACACAAUUUCAUGAUGAGCCUCUAUAUGCAAACCACGCAUGGUGUCACUUUAGUGAUGAACAAUCAAACCGUUAUUUACGGCGCAUGAAGCUUGCAACAUUCAGGGGGAGAUUCUCAUCAGGGGGAGCAUCCAGAAUUCGGGAAGCAUUAGGUUCCGGCCUGAGGUUAAAUGGGAUACAAAAGGGAGCGUGUGUGGGACUCGUUUUCAUAAACAGACCAGAGUGGUUGAUUGUGGAUCAUACUUGUUCUGCAUAUUCUUUUAUCUCAGUUCCUCUAUACGAUACCCUUGGACCUGAUGCGGUUAAGUAUGUCGUGAAUCAUGCCAAUGUACAAGCAAUUUUUUGUUCUCCCGAUAACAUGAGCACUGUGAAGCACCCGAUGGCUGGGCGUCGUGGUGGUGGACGUGGUCAUGGAGGACGUGGUGGUUUUGAUCGUGAUUUUGAGAUUGAAGAACUCAAGAGGCAAGGGCAGGAACUUCAAGAACGAUUGGAUCAACGUAAUCUUCAUGGUAUUGAAGAUGAAAGGUCUAGUAGGAGUGCAGAAGAUGAAAAUCCUUUCCAUGAAGAUCCAAGUCAGAAUUCCAAUGGUGAAGAUUCUCCCCAUGCUGGCUCUCAAAAAAAUCGGAAUCGCCGACAAAGUUUUGACAUCAAGGAUGUUGAAGAUCACCGCAUGGUGAAAAUUGCUGCAGUGAAGUUGAGAAAACAAGCAUCCUCUUGGUGGGAAAAGCUUAAGAGGCAAAGAGAACGAGAAGGAAGAAGCAAGAUAAGGACUUGGGAGAAGAGGGAGCUGAAAAGAAAGUAUCUGCCGGAAGACUAUCGGCAAGAAAACUUCUUGAAGCUGCACAAUUUGAAACAAAGGGAGAUGUCUGUAGAAGAUUUUACUGGAGAAUAUGAGGACUUCAUGAUUAAAUCUGAUCUAGUGGAGCCGGAAGAGCAAACUAUAGCUUGGUAUCUUGUAGGUUUGAGACUGGAGAUUGGUAAUGUGGUUCAAUUGCAGCAAUAUUGGACUUUUAAUGAUGUUUGUAAGUUGGCUCUUAAGGUUGAGAAACAACAGAGGGAGAACAAAGAAAGUUUUGCAAAAUUUGCAGGUACUGAGAAGAGUGCUCAAGCUACAAUUAAAGUGCACAGAGACGAGACCUCAGCAAAGAUCAAUGCCCUCAGUGAUUCCUUGGUUCUGCAUCAAGAGGCUUUAGCAGCUUUGCGCCUCGAAAUCAUGGAAGGAUUCAAAGCUAUGAGGGAGAGAGCUGACACGGUCGAGAACUCCGCUUUGCGUUUUGGCUCGCUGCCACCACCUCUUAGUCCCUCGACUUUACCAAUGGUGAUUCUAGGGUACGCACAUGGAUAUCCAAAAGGGACAGCUCCUGUGUUUGCCACUGUUCAUGAUGUGGAGCUCUCAGUCACGGAUGGAGCUCUUGAACGUCAGAAGGGAGUUCAUAUUCACGAGAAGGGUGAAUCCAGCUUGGGUAAGUUUACUGUGAGCACGGCUUCCCCAUCUACUCAUUAUUUCCAACAUAUUGACUUUGCUCUCUCAGCUUCUACACCAAGCUCUCAGAUCCCACCAUCUUUACCCCUUGGAGGGCAUCCGACCUUCCCCUUUCCCCAACAUAUGAGCUAUCAGGGGGCCUCCUCUCAUUUUGGCCCUCCUCCAUACCAACCUUAUCUACCCCAUCUGUACUCUUUACCACCGUAUCCAUAUACCCACUUUGGCCACCACCAGCAGACCUACGCCACCACCACCACCCCCACUCCUCAAUAUAACUAUACACACCACCCUGCUCCACCUACACCACCUCCAAACACUCACCUAGACCCUUCCCUACCUUCCAUGCACCAAAUGAAGUUGGAGUUCACAAGUUUUGGGGGCGGAGAUCCAGUCGAGUGGCUCAAUAGAGCUGAGCAAUACUUUGAAUUUUUUCAAGUACCAGAAGAGAGAAAACUAGCAGUGGCUACUCUCCACCUAACAGAUAAGGCUGCAGAUCGUUGGCACAUGUUCAGGCACGAGUUUCCCAACUCAUGGCAAGGACUGGCCGAGCUACUCAUGCGUGAGUUUAGUGCGCAUAACUUAGGAGAUUACCAAGCUGCUCUAGGCCGUAUGUCCCAACCUGGAUCUGUGGAGAGUUAUAUGGAUCAGUUCACGAAGUUGUCUAGACGUGCUCCUGGGUUUUCGGCUCAAACUUUAUUGUCCUUUUUCAUGGAGGGAUUGAAAGAUAAUAUUCGAGCCCUUGUGAAGGCUCAGAGACCAACAACUUUGUAUGGGGCAUGUGAGUUAGCAAAGUUGUUUGAAGCUAGAGAGAAUCAACUGCGUGCUAACAGCAGAAAUGCAUUACAACAUAGGCCUAACCCUCCCAAUGGUAUAAGAGGAGUGGGAGCACCAUACAUGAAUCCUAUGGCGCUUGGUCAGCCUGUGAACCCCCCUCGGCCACAAGCUGCUCCUCUUAUGGCCGGAGAAAACCCCGGAGGCAAUAGACGGUAUACUCAGGCGGAGUAUCAAGAGCGUCGAGCCCGGAACCAAUGUUUUUUCUGUGAUGAAUUGUUCCGGCCCGGUCAUAACUACAGGAGAGGGCAAGCUCUCAUGGUAAUGGAAGUGUUGCCCGAAGAAGUAAUACAACCAGCACUAGAGGGAGGUCCGGAGGAGGUUGCUGAAAAUCAAGGUGAGGUGCAAGAGCAUGAAGUUGAGUUGAGAGCUAUGGGAGAUGGUAGCUCCACGUCCACCAUACAACUCAAGGGACUGUUGUCGAAGCGCCAAAUUCAUGUCCUAAUUGAUUCCGGGGCCUCUCACAACUUCAUAACUCCCUAUUUGGUACAAGCAACUCAGUAUCAUGUGCAACCUAUUCCUCCUUUGCGAGUCAGACUAGCUAGUUGUGAAGUGGUUUUGGGGGCUAUUUGGCUCAAAACACUUGGAGACAUAUUAUGGAACUUUGAGACCAUGAGAAUGAGGUUUGCAUUCCAAGGAAUGGUUUAUAGCUUGCAAGGACUCACAGAACCUCAAACCUCAAUAGUGAGUUGUAAAACUAUGCACAAGUUGCUCAAGAAAGAGAAAGAGGCUGUGUUGGUGCAAGUUAGUCUUCACACAACCAGCGUUCAUAACACUGUGGUGCAUCCUGAAAUCCAGUCACUUAUUCAGAAGUAUCAGGAUGUGUUUGCAGCUCCAACCUCUUUGCCCCCGGCAAGAGCACAGGACCACAGGAUUGAGUUGUUGCCGAAUACUCCACCGAUUAACGUGAGGCCAUACCGUUAUCCUCACUUCCAGAAGAAAGAGAUAGAGAAGAUAGUCCAAGAACUAGUUGACAGUGGAGUAGUACGUCCUAGUGUUAGCCCCUAUUCGUCUCCAGUUUGUCUUGUGAAGAAGAAGGAUGGGUCUUGGCGCCUCUGUGUGGAUUAUAGAGCCCUCAAUGCUGUUACCAUCAAAGAUAAAUAUCCUAUUCCUGUUGUUGAUGAGCUAAUUGAUGAAAUCAGAAUGGCAGAAGAGGACAUUCCAAAGACAGCUUUCCGGACUCACACAGGCCAUUAUGAAUUCCUGGUGAUGGCUUUUGGUCUCACUAAUGCACCUUCAACUUUUCAGUCCUUGAUGAAUGAUGUUCUCAGAGACCUUCUCGGAGAUUGUCAUUCUCUGAAAGUCAAGGCCAGUAAGUGCACCUUUGGGUCGGACACAGUGGAGUACCUCGGCCAUGUGAUCAGUAAGGAGGGUGUGGCAGUAGAUCCCUCUAAGAUAGAGUGUGUGAAAAAUUGGCCUUUACCAGCUACUUUAAAGGAGUUGAGAGGUUUUUUGGGACUUGCUGGCUACUAUAGGAAAUUUGUUAAAGGGUUUGGCAUCAUUGCUCGACCACUAACCAACAUGCUCAAGAAAGAUGGUUUUCAUUGGGAUGAAGAGGCUGUGCAGGCUUUCAAAGAACUGAAGAAUGCUUUGGUGACCACACCAGUUUUGGCUAUACCAGACUUUUCCAAGGAAUUUUCCAUAGAGUGUGAUGCAUCUGAUCUAGGCAUUGGUGCAGUUUUAGCACAAGAUGGUCACCCGGUGGCGUUCAUGAGUAAAGCUCUCAGUCAAAAACACCUUGCCUUAUCAGUAUAUGACAAGGAGAUGUUGGUUGUGGUCACUGCUGUUCAACUUUGGCGUCCAUACUUGUUGGGACACCAUUUCACCAUCUUCACUGACCACAAGACUAUAGAGCAUUUCCUAACUCAGCGAAUCACCACUCCUGCCCAACAAAAAUGGUUGAUCAAGUUACUUGGAUAUGAUUACACCAUCAAACACAAGGCUGGGAAACUAAAUGUGGCUUCAGAUGCUUUAUCAAGGUCAGUUUCACUGAAUGCAAUUACAGGCUCUUCACAACCCAUCCAUGAUUACUUAACUGAGAUGCAGGAUGCUUGCAACAAGGACUCUGAGACUUCUAAGAUUAUCAAAGAGCUACAAGCGGACUCCAAUGCUCAUAAGCACUUCAGGUUGUGCAAUUCGCAACUGUUGUACAAACACAGAGUGUAUGUACCAUUGGUGGAUUCUUGGAGAGAGAAGAUUAUGAAGGAGUUUCAUGAAGGGUACGUAGGAGGUCAUACAGGCAAGUCUAGAACCUACAUGAGGUUACAUCAACAUUUUGCUUGGCCGGGAGUACAAAAAGAUGUUAAGAAGUUUGUAGCUCAAUGCAACAUUUGCCAACAACAACACUAUGAAGCCACAAAGCCACCUGGUCUGUUGCAACCUAUCAGUAUCCCACAGACAGCUUGGAGUGUCAUUUCCAUGGAUUUUAUAGAGGCUCUACCUAAGUCUGAAGGUAUGACAGUGAUAUCUCCUGAAAUGAUUUUAUUACAGGGCCGCAGUUGCCUGCAGCCUUUUUGCCCUCCUAAUUCCAAAGAUGUUGCGACCAUAUGUUACACAAGCGGUACAACUGGAACACCAAAGGGUGUUGUGUUGACUCAUGGAAACUUAAUAUCAAGUUGUGCUGGAUUCAGUCGUGCAUUGCGAUUCUGUUCAUCUAAUAUUUACAUAUCCUAUCUUCCUUUGGCACAUAUCUAUGAGCGAGCUAAUCAAAUUGUCGUACUGUACUUUGGUGGAGCUUGUGGCUUCUACCAGGGGGACAAUCUGAAAUUGAUGGAUGACCUGGCUGUAUUAAGACCGACACUAAUUUGCAGUGUUCCGCGGGUGUACAAUCUAAUCUAUGCUGGAAUUACCGUCGUAAUUCUCGUUUUGAAGUGUCCUAUUCCACAUCUAUGUCACCCUAGCUAUCUCACGAACUUUUCCUAUUUCUUUGUUUCAGAAGUAAAACUAGUCGAUGUCCCUGAAAUGAAUUACACCUCUGACGACCUGCCAUAUCCUCGUGGGGAAAUUUGUGUCCGAGGUCCCAUUGUCUUCCAAGGCUACUACAAAGACCAACUGCAGACGAAAGAAGUAAUUGAUGAUGAAGGUUGGCUGCAUACUGGAGACAUUGGUUUGUGGUUACCUGGAGGCAGGCUUAAGAUUAUUGAUAGGAAAAAGAACAUCUUCAAGUUGGCAGAGGGUGAGUAUGUAGCACCGGAGAAGAUAGAGAAUGUCUAUGCCAAGUGCCAAUUUGUUGCCCAGUGUUUUAUUUACGGUGAUAGCUUUAAGUCCUGUUUACUAGCUAUAAUUGCAGUGGAUCCUGAUGUAUUGAAAGAGUGGGCUGCAUCUGAAGGCAUAAAGUACGAAGAUCUCAGACAAUUGUGCAAUAAUCCAAGAGUAAGGUCUGUAGUUUUGGCUGACAUCUCAAGACCUUUCGAUGUCACUCAAGAGUCAAGACCGAGGCGGGAUCGAGUCGAACUCAAAGAGAGACAUGAGGAGGAGGACGAGAAGCAGAUCGGUGAACGCGAGAGUUGGGAUCUUCGAGUCUCCACGAGAGAAGUGGGAUUUGGGACAGGAGAGUUCGUCUCCGUAGAAGCAAAGGUUCCUCUUCAUGCCAGGCAAUGGAGUGAACCUGGGAAUGGUUCUGGUCCUAGGCUAGAUCUAUUUGUUGUUUUGGACGAUAGGCCUAGCCUGUAA
Fragaria vesca subsp. vesca is the source of this 5991-nucleotide messenger RNA. RefSeq lists its product as uncharacterized. The coding region runs from base 1 to 5991 and encodes 1996 amino acids. The transcript is spliced from 23 exons. The record is from RefSeq and is a predicted model, not a curated record. Lineage: Eukaryota; Viridiplantae; Streptophyta; Magnoliopsida; Rosales; Rosaceae.